Messenger RNA from Caenorhabditis elegans, 1060 nucleotides. It is a transcript of the gene fbxa-116, whose product is annotated as F-box domain-containing protein. NCBI's taxonomy places the organism in Eukaryota, Metazoa, Nematoda, Chromadorea, Rhabditida, Rhabditidae. The record is from RefSeq and is marked reviewed. The transcript is spliced from 4 exons. The coding region runs from base 9 to 1007 and encodes 332 amino acids.
AGAAACCUAUGGAAGCGAACCAGAUCAACGAGAAAAUGGCCAAAAAACUGACAGAUGAGUUGAAGGCUAUUGAGAUCUCUGGACCUCCAUCACUCUUCGAUAUGCCAAUGUGUGUAAUGCAUACAAUUGUGGACAAUUUGGAUGCAAUCGAUCGAUUGAUUCUUCGCUAUGUAAACCGAAAAUUGCGGAAUUUCGUUGAUAACAAGAAGCCAAUUUUCAAGAAUGUUAAAGUAUAUUCUGUCGUGGGUGGCUAUAAUCUUGUACUAGGUCAUGAUAAAUCUACAAUAUUUUAUGAUUCAAAAGGUUCUGGUUGCAUUGCAAGAUGUGAUGGUCGCAGGAUGCGGAAAAUCAACAAAAGCUCGUUGGCUGCACUGUUUGGUGAUCUCGAAGUAUGGAUGAAAAAUCCGCAACUUCAACUGGAUAAGUUCAGCUUGUACGCAGUGUGUGACGAUGAACUGACCACAAACCUUCUCAAAAAGAUUACAAAUGUAGAAUAUAUGUUUCAUGCCAAAAGUAUUUACCUGAGCGUUGCGAAGUUCAGUAAUGUCAUCUCUAUCCUUUCUCACUUUAAACCAGGAUUUCUUGAAGAAAUUGUUUUUUUCUGUCAUUCUGGUCAUGAAAGUAUACAUGAACUCUUUCUUCUAGAACAAUGGAAACAAGUUAAAUCAGUCUUUAUUAAGUGGUUCCCAUUCGAUGAUUUCCCCUUUGAGCACUUGGUCCAUGUGUCUUGUUUCGAACUCAACUUGCCCAGAAUAUCAGUCUCUGUUGCGAUUAUAAUUAGAGACGUUCUCAUGAAAACCGCUCAAUUCGAAUAUGGAAAGAUUCGUCUGUACGAUUUAAACAAUAUGGAUGACCCUCCAGAUAUUGAAGCGGACGUUGUGAGAGUUUUCAACCCAAACUUUGUUGAUGAAUAUGUCACCCGUCCUCUCCAAUUCAAAGUCGAGCAAUUUCUCGUCACAAUCCAUAAAAGAUCUCUGCGAAUCAAGAAAAUUGAAAACCCCCGUUAAAUUCCCCUUGUUGUUGUUAUUUCUCAAGUGAGAAUGAAUAUUUUUGUUGAAAU